AUACGAACGACUCACUGUGACCAGGGAACCAAACAGAGAAGUGGGCAGGAAUCUAGCUGUGUAAUCAAAACAGCUUGUGUCUGUAAACCACUUUGCCACUUACUGAUUUGAACAAACGUUUGUUUUAACCAAAACCUUUUUUCAAUUCCCUACUGUCAAAAGUGCCCGAUGCCCGUCAAAACAGACGUUCACGUACCACCGCCGGCCAAUUCACAUCAGCCCGGACUCAAUCGAUCCCUAUUGUACAAUGGUUCUCGAUUUCAGGGUCACCAGAAGUCUAAAGGCAAUUGUUACGAUGUAGAAGUCGUCUUACAGCAUGUUGAUGAAGAGAACUCAUAUCUGUGUGGCUACCUGAAAAUUAAAGGUCUUACUGAAGAAUUCCCCACCCUCACCACAUUUUUUGAUGGAGAAAUUAUCAGCAAAAGAUUCCCUUUCCUCACUCGUAAAUGGGAUGCAGAUGAGGAUGUUGACAAGAAACACUGGAGCAAAUUUCUGUCAUUUUAUCAAUAUGCAAAAACAUUCAAUUCAGAUACCUUUGACUAUGAUGCCAUGCAAGAGACAGAUUUUGUUUUCAUGAGGUGGAAGGAACAUUUCUUGGUGCCUGAUCACACUAUCAAAGAUAUUAAUGGAGCAAGUUUUGCUGGUUUUUACUACAUCUGCUUCCAGAAAUCGACCGCCACAAUCGAAGGCUACUACUACCAUCGCAGUUCAGAGUGGUACCAAUCGCUGACGCUCACUCACGUGCCUGAGCACAGCAUUCAAAUCUACGAAUUUCGAUAAAAUUCCUUCCACCAAAAAUACUUGAUUGUUGCUUA
This is a messenger RNA of Daphnia carinata, 815 nucleotides long. Its product is annotated as glucose-induced degradation protein 4 homolog. The transcript has 4 exons. Gene Ontology annotation, cellular component: GID complex; extrinsic component of membrane. Gene Ontology annotation, biological process: negative regulation of gluconeogenesis; protein targeting to vacuole; proteasome-mediated ubiquitin-dependent protein catabolic process. NCBI's taxonomy places the organism in Eukaryota, Metazoa, Arthropoda, Branchiopoda, Diplostraca, Daphniidae. The coding region runs from base 169 to 780 and encodes 203 amino acids. The record is from RefSeq and is a predicted model, not a curated record.